Messenger RNA from Guyanagaster necrorhizus, 1387 nucleotides. RefSeq names its product glycoside hydrolase family 105 protein. The transcript is spliced from 7 exons. NCBI's taxonomy places the organism in Eukaryota, Fungi, Basidiomycota, Agaricomycetes, Agaricales, Physalacriaceae. Gene Ontology annotation, biological process: carbohydrate metabolic process. The coding region runs from base 64 to 1173 and encodes 369 amino acids. The record is from RefSeq and is a predicted model, not a curated record.
GCUUGUGGCCCCCUACUCACUUUAAAGCCAGAUCCCGGGCCCAGAAAGCUCCUUUUCAUCGCUAUGUCAGCUAGAAAUAUCAACCCUCGAAAGGUUCAAGCCCUGAAGCACAUCCGCAAUCUCAUAAAUUGCUUGGUGAACAUCAAAGAUGAGACCGGAGAGUUCUUCAUGACCUUGGAAGAUGGAAGGGUCAUCGAUACGAAAGGAUGGAAUGAUUGGGAGUGGACACAUGGCGUUGGACUUUACGGACUUUGGAAAUUUCAUGAAAUCACCGGUGAUCAGGAGGCCCUUGAUGUUUCCCUAGCGUGGUUCAAAGACCGCUUCGAAAUUGGAACGACCAAAAAUGUCAAUACUAUGUCCCCAUUGUUGACCGCCGCAUUUCUUCAUGAAGAAAAGCACUCCAGUUAUCUCGCCCAUCUGGACUCUUGGGCCGAGUGGGUGAUGUACGACAUGCCUAGAACCGAAGACGGAGGUCUGCAGCACAUCACGUAUCUUUUUGACAACUACCAGCAACUCUGGGAUGAUACGCUGAUGAUGUCCGUCUUGCCUCUGGCAAAGAUCGGUCUUGUACUGGGUCGGCCUGCCUAUGUUGAAGAAGCUAAGCGUCAGUUCCUGAUACAUAUCAAGUAUUUGCAGGAUGUUCAGACUGGUCUUUGGUUUCACGGAUGGACCUUUAAUGGACGGCACCACUUUGGGCGGGCUAGAUGGGGCAGGGGAAACUGUUGGGUAACCGUGGCCAUUCCUGACUUUGUCGAAAUGCUUCGAUUGCCUGAAACCGACGGCGUUCGGUUGUUCCUGGUCUCCUCCCUCGUCGCUCAAAUCGAUGCAUUGGUGAAGUACCAAGACCCCGCAACUGGCCUCUGGCAUACCAUACUCGACGAUCCGACAUCGUACUUGGAGGCGUCUUGCACGGCUGGAUUCGCGUACGGGAUCAUGAAAGCACUAAGACUGAGACUGAUACCAAAGGAAGAGAGAUAUGUCAAUGCUGCGAAGAAGGCAAUUCAAGCCGUUCUGGACAACAUCACCGAAGCUGGCGAGUUGAAGUUGGUGUCGUUUGGAACUCCUGUGUUCGACGACACCGAGGGAUACAAGCAGAUACCGUUGACAAGUAUGCCAUACGGACAGAGCCUUGCCCUCUUGGCGAUGACAGAAUACCUCAGAACCUUCCUGUAGUAGAGUGUAUGUAGGAAAGUCUGUGCUGCAAUGUCGAAAGCUGAUCCUCAGGUGGAUGUUGACGAUCGGGCUUCAGCUCUCACGCGUCUUCCUCCGACCCCAUUGCCGGAUAUUGGUCAUUUCAGAGCGUUUUUCCUCGUUUGUAUGGAAGGGGGAACCUAUAUGCAUUCACUACGUAUCAAGCAUGGUAAGAGGGAAGAGUGGUCAAGGCGUG